AUGAAGAUCAGAUCUUUAAAGGGUAUCUUAUUAAGGCUUGAACCUGAUAUUCUAAAUGAAGCAUUACAAUUUUGGAUCAGGCAAGCACAAAAAUGUUUUUCUGGUAAUUGGAAACAGAAAUAUCAAAGAUUGGGACCAUACAAGACUGAAAAUGGUAUAAUUAUGGUAGGUCAAAGACUGGAGCAUUGGUUAAAACAAAACUGGAAUCAAGAUAACUUUAUCCUGUUACCCAGGAAACAUUUGUUUACUAUACUUUAUAUUAGUCAUUUGCAUAAUAUAGAUCAUGCUGGAGUGGAUGUUACACUUAGUAAACUGCAGACAAAGUUCUGGGUUCCUUCAGCACGUAAAGUCAUCAGAGCAGUGAAACGUAAAUGUGUUACUUGUAGGAGAUUAGAUUACAAAGUUGAAGGUCAGUGCAUGGGUCAAGUCGCUACUGAAAGAAUAACUCCAUGUCCAGCUUUCUAUCACACUGCUACAGAUAUCUUUGGGCCAUUUCAAAUAAGAGACAAUGUGAAGAAAAGAACUACUGGUAAAGCUUAUGGUGUUAUAUUUCAUUGCAUGGUUACUCGUGCUGUAUAUAUUGAUGGUGUUGAUGGAUAUGAUACCCAUAGUUUCUUGAAGACUUUUAGACGUUUCACAGCUGUUCAUGGAUAUCCAGCUACUGUUCAUUCAGACUUAGGCUCUCAGCUGGUAUCAGCUAGUAAGGAACUUCAAAUAGCUAUAAAUAACUGGAAUAUGUCUGAUAUUUCUGAAUUUGGAACAAAAAGGGGAUUAAAAUGGAUUUUCAACCGUUCAGCUGAUGCAGCAUGGCAAAAUGGUGUUAGUGAGUCCUUGAUCAAAUCUGUGAAAAGAUCCUUAGCCAUGAUAAUUGGAUCUACUCUGAUGACAUAUAGUGGUCUACAAACUAUAUUUUUUGAAAUAGCAAACCUCAUGAAUGAAAGGCCUAUUGGAUUAAAACCUGGUAUGGAUUUAGAAUUAGGAACUUACUUGUGCCCAAAUGAUUUGCUUUUAGGCAGGGCAAGUAAUCAUGCACCAUGUGGACCAUGGAAAGAUUCUUUCAAUACAAAGAGAAGGUUAGAUUAUAUACAAAAUGUUGUUAAUACAUUUUGGUGUAAAUGGCAGAGAUUAUUUCCCUACAUUAAUUGUUAG
This is a messenger RNA of Penaeus indicus, 1149 nucleotides long. RefSeq lists its product as uncharacterized. Gene Ontology annotation, biological process: DNA integration. Gene Ontology annotation, molecular function: nucleic acid binding. Lineage: Eukaryota; Metazoa; Arthropoda; Malacostraca; Decapoda; Penaeidae. The transcript has a single exon. Bases 1 to 1149 code for a protein of 382 amino acids. The record is from RefSeq and is a predicted model, not a curated record.